Notechis scutatus (mainland tiger snake) is the source of this 930-nucleotide messenger RNA. The record is from RefSeq and is a predicted model, not a curated record. Lineage: Eukaryota; Metazoa; Chordata; Lepidosauria; Squamata; Elapidae.
CCCCCACCAGGCGUACACUGCGAGAUCAACAUUGACGACUGCAGCCCUGCCACCGACCCACAGACCCUGACCCCCAAGUGCUUCAACAAGGGGAGGUGCGUGGACAAGGUGGGGGGCUACAGCUGCCUCUGCCUGCCCGGCUUCGUGGGAGAGCGCUGCGAGGGGGACGUCAACGAGUGCCUCUCGAACCCCUGCGACCAGCGGGGCACCCAGAACUGCGUGCAGCGAGUCAACGAUUACAAGUGUGAAUGCCGUCCAGGAUACACGGGACGGCGUUGUGAAACGGUGUUCAAUGGCUGCCAGGAGGGACCUUGCCAGAAUGGGGGCACCUGCGCCGUGGCCAGCAACACAAAACACGGCUACAUCUGCAAGUGUCCUCCGGGCUUGGACGGCAUCACGUGUGAAAACGACCUGCGCAGCUGCGGGAUGCUGCGGUGCCUGAACGGCGGCACCUGCGUCCCCAGCGCCAGGCAGUCCAGGUGCAUGUGCGCGCCGGGUUUCACCGGCCCCGAGUGCCAGUUCCACGCGCACAACCCGUGCCACUCGGGCCCCUGUUACAACGAGGGCACUUGCCAGUUCAGCCCGGAGCCGCCCCACUACCGCUGCCUCUGUCCUGUCAACUUUAACGGCCUGAACUGCCACCUCCUGGACUUUGAAUUCCCCGGGGGGCCUGGCCAGGACAUCCCCCCUCCCCUGGUGGAGGAGAAGUGCGAAAUCCCCGGCUGCCCCGGCCUCGCUGGCAACAAGAUCUGCAACGCCGAGUGCAACAACCACGCCUGCAGCUGGGACGGCGGGGACUGCUCGCUCAACUUCAACGAUCCCUGGAAGAAUUGCACCCAGGCCCUGCAGUGCUGGAACUACUUCAAUGACGGGAAAUGCGACGUCCAGUGCAACAACAGCGGCUGCCUCUACGACGGCUUUGACUGCCAG